AUGUAAAAAGAAAAUAGUGGGGUUUAUUCAAAUUAGCUUUAAGCUGGAGUUUUUAAUUCCCCACACACGAAGAUUGACUUAGUUUUUAAAAUAAUUUUAAUAGGACAGCAAAAUGUAGGCAAAUCUUCCAUUUUAAAUUAGUACGUAGAUAGAGAAUUUGCAGAACAUUAUAUGUCAACAAUAGGUGUAGAUUUUAGAUUAAAAACAAUUAAAACAAGUUCUGGUAAAAUAGUGAAGCUACAAAUUUGGGAUACUGCUGGAUAAGAAAGAUUUGCAGCUUUGACUAAUUCACAUUAUAAAGGAGCGCAUUCUUGCAUUUGUGUCUAUGAUAUAACUAAUCCUAAGAGCUUAGCAUCAGCAGAAUAAUAUUUAUAGACAACAAUUAACCAACAUGGGAUAGAUUCAGAUUUAAUUUAUCUGAUAGGCAACAAAUCAGAUUUAGAAGAUUAAAGGAAGAUUAGCGAAAAAGAAGGAAAAGAUUUAAGUUAUAAAUACGGAGUAAAUUUCUUAGAAACAAGUGCAAAAAAUUACUUAAAUAUAGAAGAGCUUUUUGAUUAGAUGGUUGAGCACUUAGUGAGUCUAAUUACUAACCCUCAAAUACCAAAAAAACUUUCAUAGUUAAAUAAUGUCAAAAUAACUAGCAAAGAUAUUAUGAUUAAAUAGUAAGAAGGUAAUAAUGAAGUUUAAAAGAAAGGCUGCUGUUGA
Messenger RNA from Tetrahymena thermophila SB210, 705 nucleotides. RefSeq names its product small guanosine triphosphatase family (GTPase)-like Ras family protein. The record is from RefSeq and is a predicted model, not a curated record. The transcript has a single exon. Lineage: Eukaryota; Ciliophora; Oligohymenophorea; Hymenostomatida; Tetrahymenidae. Gene Ontology annotation, molecular function: GTPase activity; GTP binding.